Molecule: messenger RNA, 1919 nt
Organism: Stereum hirsutum FP-91666 SS1
Lineage: Eukaryota; Fungi; Basidiomycota; Agaricomycetes; Russulales; Stereaceae
Exons: 3
Coding region: 1-1698 (565 amino acids)
Source: RefSeq, a predicted model, not a curated record
AUGUCUCAAGCGCCAGAUAUCGACACCUUAAGUUUGGCGGACGAUGAUAUUUCGAAACAAGUAGCACCUUGCUUGUCCCUCGCAUUCGAGCUGCUAGCCGAAAUCUUCGCAUAUGUGGUGGAUUCUUAUCCCCCAGGAGAUUUACGAUGGACUCCGAUUAUGCUCGUUUGUCGCCAAUGGCACGGUGCUGCUGUCAACAGUCCCAAGCUCUGGGCUACCAUCGAAUGCCAUCAUCCCGGAUGGAUCGCACCACUUCUGAGGCUCUCUCAGAAUAUGCCUCUCUCUAUCUGGAUGAUCCGAGAAAAGAAUUCUCAGCGGUCGGCACAGCCCCUUUCAGCAUUACAGCGACUGUCCAUGACGUUGGCAUCGUCCUCAGAGGACAUGAAUCGCGUGCAGAGCAUCCACAUCGAAGACGACUCGGAUAUCUUUCACAACUCUACCGUCGAAACUGUAUGUAACCUCCGCCUGCCAGCUCCUACAUUGCGUACAUUUCACCUGUCCGCCGAGCGCUCCAUGAUGAAUUUGGACCCCUUUUUGUUUGGCGGAAUAACUCCUAGUCUCCGCCACUUUGCUUUGAGGAUUGGGCUCGGAAUUUCGGCCAAGUCACCCCUACUCCGAAACCUCACUUCUCUUCACUUGGAGGUGACUUCCCACCAUGAACCCUGGUCUGUAGAAGAUGCUUUGGUUGUUCUGGCGGCGUCACCUGCACUGAACAGCCUUGCUUUGAUCGACGUAUUCACCAACAGACCCAGUCAUACUGGUUUUGUAUACCCAGCAGAAGUCAUCACCCUGCCCCUGAAAUUGUUCUCGUACAGGGCGACGAAGCCAGCGAUGCAGCACCUCACGAGAAGGCUCGCCUCAUCUUGUCCUACAGUUAUAGAUGGUACUCUCAUUACAUCCGAACCGCCCGACUUCAUCGCUGGCGACAUUCGUCCCUCGCAGGCUAAUGGUAGUCUCUCCAGCCUCUUCGUGGGCCUCUUCGGAGAGAAUAUCCGCACAAUCGGAUAUCCAGAGAGCACCGAUCCUCUAACCGACCUUUUAGCCACAGAAUCCUCUCCGACUUCGAUAAUGGAUGUCAGAGACCUUGUGGAAUUAAAACUCAAAGUUGAUCCCCUAGAGACGUAUUCCCGUCCAUUCCUCUUCGACAUCGUACUUCACUAUCCUUCGAUAGUAAGGUUAGGAAAUCUCCAAAACGAUGCGUUUCUGGCUCAGAUGAUCAAUACGUGUACAUGGUCUCAGAUGCAGACUGUCCGUUGGCUCUUCAUCAAAGCUAAACGGUCAAUUUCAUAUGACAUACCAGAAGAGGCCUGGCGACUCCUCUUCGUUACCAUGCCACAGGUUGAACGUCUCAGCAUCUGUGCUGAAAAACAUGUUAUAGAAUGUGCGCUAGCUGCACUGUCCCCAAGGGCGGGCCCAUCUACCCAUGAUUUUAUGGCAGCCUUCACAGUCUUACUGCCGAACCUCCGGACCUUAGAGCUCGACGUCGAGUUCAGUCGCGAUUUCGGCCCCCGAGACCUGGAGAAAGAGCGUCAGCAGUUCGCUGACGCCUGCUUAUCCCGCGAAAAUUCCCUCUUCAGUGGUCUCUAUUUUCGCAGUAUGGUAUCCGCACCUCUCACGUCCCUCGUCGUCUCAGGCCGAGAAAUGCCCGAAAGUCUCUAUCAAAAUCCGCCUACAGAGAUGCACAGGGCUGCUUCAUGAGGCCCAAGGGUCGUAGGAGCGUAGGACUUUGUGGGAUUCUCCCUCGUUGCGGCGAUUGCUUUCAUCCUCUAGUAGGCUAUGGAUUUCUAUUCCAGUGUCCGCCGUGUUACAGAGAUUGUUGAGGCUUAGAAGCGAAGGAUACCUUUCUUUCGGCAGUGAAGUCACCGGCAUGUUCAGGUGACUAGGUCAACAUCGAAGAACGAAUAGCCGAUAACUGUAAU